UUGAGCCCAAAAUUUACGAAAACAAAAAGAAGUCUCCAUCUUCCCGCCUUCCCGCCCCUCAUUCUCUCUCUUCAAUUCUUUACUCUUCUUCUUCUCCACUCUACUCUUUGAGAGAGAAAGCCAGAUAAGCUCUGUUUUGUUUUUGUUUAAGCUAUGAUGUGAGGCUUUGAGAAGACUGAAAUGUUGAGGAGAUCUACGGAGAAGUACCUAUGGAGCUGAACACACCUAAUAAGGACCAACUCGUCUCCGCUCCUCUUUCUCAGUUUGAGGAUUCUCCUGUCUUUAAUUACAUCAACAAUCUCUCACCUAUUGACUUAGUUAAAUCAGUGUCCACUGAUCAAACUUUCAACUCUCUAUCUUUUUCAUCCCCUCCAUUGGUGUUCACAUCACCAAAGCUCAAUCCCCAAAGAAAUGCUAGAUCUAUUAUUAGAAGGCGCCAAUUCUCUGACCCAUUGAAACCUGAGCUCUCUCACAUUAAAGGUGACAACAAUGCGAGUGAAGGGGUCUCUGAAGCUGUUGAACUACCUGAUUCGUGCACUGAACAACUCAGAUGCGCAACUUCUAGUAGUUCAGCUAAGGAGGUUACAACUGACCCACUCAAUGAGCAAUUGGAAUUAGGAAUUGAGCUGCCAAAAGCUUUCAAAUGUGUUGGUGCUGGUCCAGAUGGUGACAUUGCUCUUCUUGAUGCAAUUAGGACGGAUAUUGAGCCAGAAAAGGUGGACAAAUCAAAUGAGAGACAUUGUUUAUAUGAAAGUGAAAAGCAUUUGCGCAGAAUCUGUCGAAUUGAGCAAAGUGAAGAUGAGGCCGGAUGUGAUUGGGAUACACUGAUUUCUGAUGUGUCUGAUAUCUUGUGUUUCGAUUCAUCCAUUAGUGCAGAACAGUCUGAAGAGCAGAAAAUUGUGGAUCCUGGGACAAUCUCUUUUGUCUCAAAUGUACUGCAGAUCCCACAGGAUAAUACCAAUGCUUCGGAGAAUAUGGAAUCUACCAAUUGUGUUGGUUCUUCUGAACACAAAAUGGGAGAAAUAGGAACUCAGUCAACAGAAUUAGGAAAAAAGGAGGCAGAUAAAAUACCGGCCGUACUCUCUGGCACUCUACUGAACAAGCUAGUUGUGGAUGAUGCAGCCACAGUUAUGGACAUCAAGGGGAAAAAGCGCCUAUCGAGCUGCAAGCAAAAUAGAAUACGAAGGCUGGUUUUUGAGAUGGCAGGUGCUCAUAAAAAGAAAUCAGUAUGUGAAAGCAAUGUGUCUCCUCAAAUCUCACCGCAACCAGAUAGUGGAGUUGCCCAGGUUGAAACGCAUUCAGCUGCAAGAAUGUCCAUGUUAUCAAGAAAGGGUAUUGGUUUGCACUUGAAUGCUCUUACUACUACUUCAAGUGAUUGUAAAAUUGUCAAGAUUGAGACUUUAUCUUCCAGGCAGGAAAUAAGUUUGGCCCUUUGCGACAGUGAAGAUAAGGCUAUGGAAAAUGCUCAACAAACAUCAACGGAUGUUAGUGAAGACUUUGGCACUAGCAGUCCUAAAACGAAGAGGCACAAACUGGAACCUGUUGGAGCAUCCUGCAAGCGAUGUAACUGUAAAAGGUCAAAAUGCUUGAAGCUUUAUUGUGAAUGUUUUGCUGCUGGACUCUACUGUAUUGAGCCUUGUUCAUGUCAAGAUUGUUUUAACAAGCCUGCUCAUGAAGGCACUGUUCUAGAGACUCGGAAACAGAUUGAAUCUCGCAAUCCUCUUGCUUUUGCUCCUAAAGUGAUUAGAAGCACAGAUUUUGUUCCUGAAAUUGGGGAUGAAGUCAACAAAACUCCGGCUUCAGCCAGGCAUAAAAGAGGAUGCAAUUGUAAAAAAUCCAGUUGCUUAAAGAAAUACUGCGAAUGUUUCCAGGGUGGGGUUGGUUGCUCUUCCAACUGUAGAUGCGAAGGGUGUAAAAACACUUUUGGUACCAAGAAUGGACUUGAAGAAGAUGAAUUUGAAGGCGGAGAGUCUGAAAUCCUUGAGAAGAAUGCAUUGGAUGUGAAUUUGGAUGGUAAAAUAGAAGGGGGCGAAGAACAGCAUGCAAAUCUUCCAGAACUUUCUGAAAGUGCUAGGUCUUCAAUUAAACUUCCAAUGACCUUCAGUGGGAAGCUCUCAAGAUCUCUUCCAGUUAUUGGUACAUCAACUCAAUUGUGCUCCAGCCAAAAUCCAGGAACAGAUCUGUUUUGCCAGCCUAAAUUUGAAACACAUCUUCAGGCGAUUCCAGAAGAGGAAACCCCUGAGAUUCUAACCAGCAAUCGCUCAGCUGCAAGUGUUGUUAAGUCAACCUCACCAAACUGCAAAAGGGUUUCACCUCCUCAUCAUGGAUUCGGGUCGUCUGCUAAUUGGAGGGGUGGUAGAAAGUUGAUUCUGAGAUCUGUCCCACCCUUCCCAUCUCUCAACUCACCGCAUCAGCAAUGACAGAAUCCUCCGAUAAAAUUGUCAUCGUCAAGAAUUAUAAUGCCGAGGCAUGUUGUGUUAUGAGCCAAGCAUAAGGGGAUCCCAUGUAUAAUAGUAGUGAGACGAAUUCGUUUCCCUGUCGAUAAUGCUAUCUUCAAUGGCACCUUAAACAUUAAUGUAAUGUAUGUCUACCCCUUGUAUCUUAGUUGUAUUGCCCAAGAUAAAGCAGUGCCUGUAGCAUAUACCUCUAAAGUUUCUCCAAGUUGUAGCAACUCUUAAAAGAUAUUUGUUAGUUACCAAUUGUACUGUUAGCUGUGUAUUUUGUAGUAGACAGAAUCUUUUUUCUUGCUCUUUUGUUUGUUUGCAAUCCCUAAAUUAAGUGUACAAGUAACUAUCUGUCCUUCAAA
Molecule: messenger RNA, 2806 nt
Organism: Jatropha curcas
Lineage: Eukaryota; Viridiplantae; Streptophyta; Magnoliopsida; Malpighiales; Euphorbiaceae
Product: Tesmin/TSO1-like CXC domain-containing protein
Molecular function (GO): DNA-binding transcription factor activity
Source: RefSeq, a predicted model, not a curated record